AUGUCGAGAAAGCCGAGCAUGGGAUCUAGCUAUGUAACAGAGAAAAGGUUGUCACAAUGGGAAGAGCUCAUGAGGAAAUUUUCUGAAGCUCAUAAAGACACAUGCAAGGUAGCCUCAGUGGACAUACCGCGCGUUGAACGGUCUACCAAAUACUUCCCGACGGGAUCACAGUAUCAAGGCACGUGGGAUGUGCUCGGAAUGAGCGGUUUUGGAGAAUAUACCUUUCCUAAUGGCGUAACAUACGAAGGUGACUUCCUAGAAGGCAUGUUCCACGGCAAAGGUGAGCUUCGAUACAGUGGCGGUGUAUGUAUACGAGGAAAAUGGAACAAGGGAGAGCUGACGGAACGAACCCUGGUCUUCAAUGACAGCGUGGAGUACUCUGAGAAGAAUUGGAAGUACUGCUCUAAACAGGAUAGAAGAUUCGCGAUAGAAUAUGACAUAGACCUGCAGCCUGCUGGCAAGUCUUACCUCACAGCCGACCAACCGACGAAGGAGAUACCUUAUGGAUACUAUGACAAUGGGGAAGGGUUCUAUGAUCCUAAAACUGGAGUCAUUUAUAAAUAUGACGAUCUCUCUUCCAUACACAGAUCCCCAUUAAAGGCUGAGCAUACUUGGAUUAUAGAGAACUGUCGCAAAAACCCCGAAGAGCCUUUAGGGGCUCGUCAGAAUUUGUACGAGGAGUUUACAGGGCCUCAUCUGCGGAGACGCGAACCCCCACCUCCGGCGGCUGGUAUUAAGAACGCCAUGACCUUCUUCAGGUCACAGUCCAUUUUUGAGGAGGAUUUCGACUUCUCCCCCGAACAUUCCCUACACGGAUUCUACGACCCCUCGCAAGUUUUCGCGAAGAGCCAACAGUUUACCUUUGACAAACCAUACAUAUUCUACCACGGACCUAAUGAUCGAACUAUGGAGUUUGAAGCAUAUAGCAAAGAUGCUAACGAUAAUGCAGAGUUUAGGGACUGUGACUCCGAAAUAGUAGGGUCGACCAUGGAUUUUGGCAGUGUUUCAAGCGAUCCAAGUUAA
This is a messenger RNA of Helicoverpa zea (corn earworm), 1023 nucleotides long. RefSeq lists its product as uncharacterized. The record is from RefSeq and is a predicted model, not a curated record. The coding region runs from base 1 to 1023 and encodes 340 amino acids. NCBI's taxonomy places the organism in Eukaryota, Metazoa, Arthropoda, Insecta, Lepidoptera, Noctuidae. The transcript has 7 exons.